Camellia sinensis is the source of this 1189-nucleotide messenger RNA. RefSeq lists its product as uncharacterized. The record is from RefSeq and is a predicted model, not a curated record. Lineage: Eukaryota; Viridiplantae; Streptophyta; Magnoliopsida; Ericales; Theaceae. Gene Ontology annotation, molecular function: protein binding.
AGAAACCUUAGGAAGCAACGAAUAUACAUCUAUUUAAAUCACAUAUUGAAGCCACGGAAGAAAAGAAAAGCAAGAAACAAAAACAAGACAUGGAAGUGAGGGCUUUUGAUACAAAUGAUAGCAACGAACAUGCCAUUGGAAUUCAGAGAUCAUUAAGAGAUGUUCCACCAGCUCACUACAAUCUUAAAGUAGAGUUUUUCUCGUCAUUUCUCAAGUACACUGGUACAGAAAAUUAUGAAUCUGGUGUAUUUGAAGCUGGUGGCUACAAAUGGAAAUUGUCUCUUCACCCAAAUGGAAAUAAGAGAAGGAAUGUGAAUGGUCACAUUUCUCUUUACUUGGCAAUAGCAGAGACAAAAACCCUUGCUCCUGGUUGGGAGAUUAAUGCCAACUUCAGAUUGUUUGUGUUCGAUCAUAUUCGAGAUAAAUACUUAACCAUCCAAGAUGCCGAAGGGGAAAUUAAGCGCUUUCAUCGAAUGAAAACUGAAUGGGGUUUCGACCAAUUGCUUCCCUUAGCUACUUUCACUGAUCCCUCAAAUGGGUAUCUUCUUGAUGAUUGUUGUGUGUUUGGAGCAGAGGUUUUUGUUAUAAAAUAUAACGGUAAAGGCGAGUGCGCAUCGAUGAUGAAGGAUCCUGUGAAAAACACUUUCACUUGGAAUAUUAGUAAAUUUUCAGCAAUAGAUAAAGAUUUUCUUUUCUCUGAAGAGUUUGUUGUUGGAGGGCGCAAGUGGAAGUUAUGGUUUUAUCCAAAAGGAAAAGCAAAUGCAAAAUGGAAAAGCUCUUCGUUGUUUCUGGUGUUGGCUGAUAGUGAAACCCUUCCUUCUGAAAGGAAAUUGUAUGCUGAAUAUAAGCUAAGGAUAAAGGACCAAGUCAAACGCAAUCAUUUUGAGAAAGAAGUGAGACAUUGGUUCAGUGCCUCAAGCAAUAACUGGGGUGAUCAAGAAUUCGUGUCUCUAAGUGAUCUCAACGACACAUCGAAGGGCUUCAAGCUGAGUGAUGUCGUAAUUGUUGAAGCACAAAUCAUCCUCAUUUCUUGUUUUAAGAAUUUCUAAACUAGUUGUUGUGGCUCUUCAUAUAUCUUUGUGUUUUGAAUUCUUGGUCCCAAUUAAUGUGCUGGUACCAGAACACAGAGUUUUAUCUAUGAAAUGUACUUACAAAAUUUGACUUGUAAUCUAUGUGUAAUUAAAUCUCA